Myxocyprinus asiaticus (Chinese sucker) is the source of this 3138-nucleotide messenger RNA. Its product is annotated as serine/threonine-protein kinase Sgk1-like. The transcript is spliced from 14 exons. Gene Ontology annotation, molecular function: ATP binding; protein serine/threonine kinase activity. Gene Ontology annotation, biological process: protein phosphorylation. NCBI's taxonomy places the organism in Eukaryota, Metazoa, Chordata, Actinopteri, Cypriniformes, Catostomidae. Bases 339 to 2135 code for a protein of 598 amino acids. The record is from RefSeq and is a predicted model, not a curated record.
GAGAGAGGACAGAGCAGAGGAGAGGAAGGUGUUGCUCUCCUAUUGCAGCAUUCUCUCACAUUGACAAGGUGUGUGCUCUAUUCCAUCUCAAUCUCUGUCUCUCUAUCUCUCUCUCUCUCUCUCUCUCUCUCUCUCUUACACACACACACAGCCUUGGUGCUGCAGAGACACAGAGGCAUGCAGUGAGGUCCAGUAGCAUCAUACAGACGGAACCCACGAUAUCAGCGCAGCAGCGAUAUCAUCGGUCAGCAGUGACGAUCAUAACAACCUGGACCAGGGAGGACAGCAUCACAGGCAUCACACUGGGGACCGCAGAGUGUGCGGGCCAGCCAGAGGCCAUGCGGCUGGUCCAUAAUGGAGAGAAACAAUCUUUCUCCUUUAAGAAGUGCUCUGCCUUCCAGUUUGUCAAGAGAAAGGUUCGCAGAUGGAUGCGGAAUCCAAAGGUGAACGUGGAGAAGGUCCAGACUAAAGGUUACCUGUCACCAUGUCCAAAAUGUCAAGAAGGGCAGAAUCUGUGGUACACACACUUCCCUGCACCGUAUGGCUACUGUCACUACAGUCCUGGAGGAUACUAUCUCCCUCACCCCCCCAGCCCUCUCUGUCAGCCCUGUGCCCCAUGCACGCCCUGCCAGUCAGACAAGAACAAGACAUGCAAGGCAAGAAAAUGGAAAAUGCUCAGUCGUCAUCAUGGUGAUAAUAAUGUGAAGGAGGCAGAGACAGAGACCCAUGUGAUCUGCCCCUGGACAAUGUCACCAAUGCUGGGAAGUCCUGUACUGCUGGAAUGUUGCAUCUGCAAUGGACCCUUCAUCACGUAUGGGAAUGAGGAGGCAUGGCAACCCCGUCAACGCACACAGGCAAUGGACCUCUACUACCAUGGAGAUCUUGAGUCAGAUUAUUCCUGUCCAUCUGACACCACGUUUAUGAAACAGAGGAAGAUGGGGCUGAAUGACUUUAUCCAGAAGCUUUCCACAAACAAUUAUGCAUGCAAACAUUCUGAGGUUCAGUCCAUCUUGAACUUGACCCCUCCACAAGAUGCUGAGCUGAUGAACAGCAACCCUUCCCCACCGCCUAGCCCUUCUCAACAGAUCAACCUUGGUCCCUCUUCAAACCCCACUGCCAAACCCUCAGACUUCGACUUUCUCAAAGUCAUUGGAAAAGGCAGCUUUGGCAAAGUUCUGCUGGCCCGACACCGUAAUGAUGAGCAGUCCUAUGCAGUCAAGGUGUUGCAGAAGAAAGCCAUCUUGAAGAAGAAAGAGGAGAAACACAUUAUGUCAGAGCGAAACGUGUUACUGAAGAAUGUCAAGCAUCCAUUCCUGGUGGGCCUGCAUUAUUCCUUUCAGACUGCUGAUAAACUCUACUUUGUACUGGACUACAUUAAUGGCGGCGAGCUGUUCUAUCACUUGCAAAGGGAGCGAUGUUUUCUGGAGCCACGUGCACGGUUUUAUGCUGCUGAGAUUGCAAGCGCCUUGGGGUACCUACACUCUUUGAACAUUGUGUACAGAGAUCUGAAGCCUGAGAACAUUCUUCUGGACUCACAAGGACACAUCAUCCUGACCGACUUCGGCCUCUGCAAAGAGAACAUAGAACCCAACGGAACAACAUCGACAUUCUGUGGAACGCCAGAGUAUUUAGCACCAGAGGUCUUGCAUAAACAGCCAUAUGACAGAACGGUGGACUGGUGGUGUUUGGGUGCAGUGCUGUAUGAAAUGUUAUAUGGCCUGCCUCCAUUCUACAGUCGUAACACAGCAGAAAUGUACGAUAACAUCCUGAACAAGCCACUGCAACUCAAACCCAACAUCUCCAAUGCUGCCAGACACCUGCUGGAGGGUCUGCUGCAAAAGGACCGCACUAAGAGACUGGGCUUCACUGAUGACUUUAAUGAGAUAAAAAACCACAUGUUCUUCUCUCCCAUAAACUGGGAUGAUCUGAAUGCCAAGAAGCUAACUCCCCCCUUCAACCCUAAUGUGACGGGACCUAAUGACUUAAGGCACUUUGACCCGGAGUUCACCGACGAGCCAGUGCCAAGUUCAAUCGGCUGUUCCCCAGACAGCGCUCUUGUCACAGCCAGCAUUACUGAUGCAGCCGAGGCUUUCCUAGGCUUCUCUUACGCCCCUGCCAUGGAUUCCUAUCUGUAGCCCAUCAACUCAGAAUUGGCAUCUCAUAGACUCUUACCUGUAGUAGCUCAUUACCAUGGAAACACUGUCCCAUGGAAUCACACCUGUAGUGCAUCACUAUGAGAGAAAACCCGGUCUCAUUUCCCUGCCUCCAGAUGGGGGUAUUUGCACAUGGCGUAACGGCAGCUUAGAAGGCCUUUGUUACAAGAGGCUGGAGUUUUACACAUAAUAAAAGACUUCUCAUCUUCAACGUCCGCAUCCAACUGCACGGAUUCUCCUUCAAUUUCACCCCAGGUUGUGUCCGAUCGAUAGAUGGUGAAAUGGAGAGUGAGAAGAUUAAUGCUGAUGGAUGUUUAUUAUUGUAUAUUUUCCUUUUAGGUUUUCUUCUGUAGGAUUGUUGAUGCUGGAAUGAGACAUUGUUUUGGAUGGUGUGUAUGUGGGACUGGGAGUAUGUAUGUGCCUUCAUCUUGACACCCCUUACCCUUUUACAUAUGUUUGUUUAACCUAAAUGAUGUGAUCUGGCAUGUCAGUCAGUGUCAGAUAUAAAUAUAGUCAUCAUGACGUUAAAACCACGGAAAUAUAUCAGCAUCUGAUGUUUUGUGAUCAGUUACGCUUCUGGGAUCAAGUUGCACAUUUAGUUUGUUAUUAUCUUCCUAAUUUAAAGAGCACUUCCCCUUUUUCUUAGUUUGUUUUUUGUUCUUUUGACUUGAAUGGGAGAUGCUAGAGGGAUCUGCUGCUACUAUGUGUAGAUAGGCACCUGGACCAACGAAUCAGAAGCCUCUAUCUUACCAUAGCCUUCCAGCCUCCAUGGACCGUUUUUUCUGAACAUCACAUUCCACUAAAUAGACUAUUUAAGUUUGUUUGUAUAUAUUAAAUAUAUGUAUUAGUUUUAAUGUAUAUGGAACAAAAACUUAAAUGGAUGCUUGUAUGUAACUAUAAAUGUACUGUAAAAUUGUAAAAUGUUUGAACUAUGUGACCUUGUUUGAUUCGCAAUAAAACAUUAUUGUUAUUUUUCCCCAAACAA